This is a messenger RNA of Medioppia subpectinata, 561 nucleotides long. Lineage: Eukaryota; Metazoa; Arthropoda; Arachnida; Sarcoptiformes; Oppiidae. The record is from the annotation of a GenBank genome assembly.
AUGUUCCUUUAUUUAUGCGUUUGUUUUAAUGAAUAUACCGCUCGGGGUAGAGAUGACGGCAUCCGCAAUAUUACGGUGUGUCUAACGAGAGAUAAAAAAAUAACCAUUCGUUACAUACCGUGUAUUGAAAGCGCCGCUACAUUAAUAGUCGUUAACAACAGUGCGUUAAAUGUAAAUCACAAAAUGGUGAAGAAUGAAGAAAAUGAAUUAGUGGUGAAGAAAAAGGUGCCUGUUGUUCAAUGGGAUUAUUAUGGAUUAAACAAUUCGUGUUUUGGGCCCUCAUUUGUGGACUUUAAAUAUGUUUUGGGAACAACAUUAAGUUGGAUCUCAUUAUUUCCGAUGUUAGAGUCUAGAAUUGGCUACCUAUACAAAUACCUGAACCGGCAAAUAACCUUGAUAAUCUUCAUAAGCCUAAUGGGCUUUUCGACUUCAUUGUUGCCAUUCUCACAAACUCUAUCACAAUUUUAUACGUGUGUGUUUGGGUACGGCUUGGGCUCUGGCGUGUGGUUCAGCGCAUAUAACGUGUGGGUGAUUGAGAUAUGGCAGCAAAACAGCGCACCC